AUGCAGUUCACCAUCACCGCUGUUUUGGCUUUCGCCGCCACCGCCGCCUUCGCCGCUCCCCUCGACGAGCGCCAGGUUGGUCUCUGCUCUUCCGGCAACCCCGUCUGCUGUGCUACCGACGUCCUGAACCUCGCCAACUUGGACUGCGCUCCUCCUUCUACUACCCCAACCAGCAUCAACGCGUUCAUCGACGGAUGCGCUGCUGAGGGCCAGCAGGCCAAGUGCUGCCUCAUCCCCAUUCUCGGCCAGGCCCUUAUCUGCUCCGACGUCAACCCCACUGCCGGCACCACUACCGCCGCCGCCAACAAGCCCUACUAA
This is a messenger RNA of Alternaria atra, 318 nucleotides long. RefSeq lists its product as uncharacterized. The coding region runs from base 1 to 318 and encodes 105 amino acids. Gene Ontology annotation, cellular component: extracellular region. The record is from RefSeq and is a predicted model, not a curated record. Lineage: Eukaryota; Fungi; Ascomycota; Dothideomycetes; Pleosporales; Pleosporaceae. The transcript has 2 exons.